Musa acuminata AAA Group (dessert banana) is the source of this 3114-nucleotide messenger RNA. RefSeq lists its product as uncharacterized. The coding region runs from base 287 to 2401 and encodes 704 amino acids. The record is from RefSeq and is a predicted model, not a curated record. The transcript is spliced from 2 exons. NCBI's taxonomy places the organism in Eukaryota, Viridiplantae, Streptophyta, Magnoliopsida, Zingiberales, Musaceae.
CUAAACAGUAGAAGACGAACGACGACGGAGGAAGAAAAUAAAAGAGAGGGGAGAAAGGAGAGGAAGAGAGAUCGAGGACGGAGAGAAGGAGAGAGAGAGAGAGAGAGAGAGAGAGAGAGAGAGGGCGGCUUUAAAGAAGAGCGAAGAGGAACCCCAACAACCGCGUGUCAACCGCCGCUGCUACUACUUCUUGAACGACGACGGCGACGAAUGCGCUCCUCCUCCUCCUCUCCGUUGCGAUUCAAACCCUAAUCAGCCGUCUUGUCUUCGCCUCGUCCCCUCCUAAAUGGAAGGUGGGUCCCCAGACCGGAAUUCAGUUGGGUCUGGUCCAAAAAGAUCUAGUGUGUCAUCAAGGGGUCGUUCAAGGGGUUCGUCAUCUUCCAGUUGCAAGGAUUUUCUUCGGAAGUUUGUGGAUAGUGAGAUUCUGACAGCAAACCUUGAAGACUGGCUUUCAGGAAUAUCUGAGGAAUCAGAAUUUAGGAAGCCUACCUUAGAUGUUCCCUUUGAACUUACAGAAAUCCAGAAUUUUGAUUAUGCACUGGAAGGUGUUUCUUUUCAGCAGUUGAUACGGAUGCCCAAUUCUCUUUAUGAAUCGACAUCUGAUGCUGUUGAAGCGACUGCCCAUCUUGCUAUUGAGGAUUUCCUACAUGCUAGUGUGAAGGGAUUGUGGGAGACCUUUUGGGGUCAUGAUGAACCUGUGCCUUUGUCAGUAGCCUGUAUACACAGCACAAGUUCGAAAUUUUAUCCUGCUGAAAAGGCUAUUGCCAGAGGAAAGCUUGAAGGUAUUUGUGCAACUGCCAUAUUACUGAAAAAUAGUAGGGACUUACGUGGGAAAUGGGAUCAGAUUGUUGAAUUAGCUUUGCUGAGGCCCGAUGUUGGGAUUUCAAUGCAGAAUGAUCAGCGGCCUUCUCCAUCUGUCCUUGGGGAAGCACUUUUCUUUGCUCUCCGUGUGUUGUUAGCUAGAAGCCUUAGCAAAUCAAGUAAUGUGCUCCGUAAUUCAAACUGUGUAUUUGUUCUCCUUGUUGAUUCACAAUAUGGUGGUGUAGUAAAAGUUGAAGGUGAUGUUGGUAAGUUAAAUUUUGAUGGUGAUGUCUAUGAAUGUGCAGCCAAAUGGAUCAAGAAACAUGCCAAAGUUACAGUUUCUACGAUUGACCGAAUCUGGAACAAGCUUGGGAAUGCCAACUGGGGUGACAUUGGAACUCUACAGGUGCUUCUUGCAACCUUCCAUUGUAUGGUCCAGUUUUCUGGAAUGCCGAAAUAUCUACUCGAGGAUUUGGCUACAGGACAUAGUUCUCGUCUCCAGAAUCGGAGAACUGAAAGGCAGUUAGUAGAUGCACACAUUAAUGGUAUUGGUUUGUUCCGUUUCCAGCAGCAAAGUCAUUCACCUGAAAUUGUUGAAGUCCAGGAUGAAUCCGUAAAGAUUGAUUCUAGAGAGACUGUAAAGCUAGAGAAAGGUUCGGCUUUAUGGAUGGAAGAAUUAGACUAUCAAACGGGAUUUGUGAUUGAUGAAGUCAUAACUGAUGGUGAUAUUCAAAGUUAUAUUGUUACUCCAAUAGAAGAAUCAAAUCAACCAGGAAAGAAGCUUAUGAUGUAUGUUGGAUCUGUUCCUUCUCAUUUGGAAUCAGCAUGGGAGGAUAUGGAUCUGUGGUACCAGGUUCAGAGGCAGAACAAGGUAUUGAAUCUAAUGAAGCAAAGAGGUUUGUCCAGCAAGUAUCUUCCCCAGAUGGUUGCAUCUGGACUAAUGGUUCACCCUGGCAAGUGCAACAAACCAGCUUCUGGUAGAACUUGUGGUCAUCCUUGGUGUGGUACCCCAAUCCUGGUGACAUCUCCUGCGGGUGAGACUGUUUCUAAUAUGAGGAGAAAUGGUUUAUUUGGUCCCGAGGAAGCUCUCAGAUGUUGUCAUGACUGCUUAUCUGCUCUUGCAAUUGCAUCUUCUGCUGGAAUAAGGCAUGGUGAUAUCCGUCCAGAGAAUGUUAUCCUUGUAAGCAAUGAUGGGAAGCAUCCGUCUUUUGUCCUAAUUGGGUGGGGUCAUGCCGUUCUUGAAGAAAGGGAUCGCCCAUCAAUGAAUCUUUUCUUUUCUUCAACAUAUGCCCUACAGGAAGGUAAGCUCUGUGCUGCGUCAGAUGCAGAAAGUCUGAUCUACUUGCUGUACUACUCAUGUGGUGGAGAAUUCCCUGAACUGGAUUCAGUUGAAGUGGCUCUUCAAUGGAGAGAAAUGUCUUUAUCGAAAAGGGUCAUACAGCAGAAGCUGGGGGAUAUCUCAGCUGUGCUGAAAGCCUUUGCUGAUUAUGUUGAUACGUUAUGUAGAACUCCUUAUCCUAUAGAUUAUGAUAUAUGGUUGAGAAGAUUGAGAAGAACCAUUAAUGAAGAUCAUGGAAAGGAAAUUGAUGCUUCAAACUAGAUUUUUGUGGCGGCAUGUGAUUGGGUAGACUGCAAGAGUAUUAGUGACAUCACCGUGGCACUGGAUUAGGAUUUCUCACCAACCACCGGCUACUGCAAUCGGAUGUCUUAAAAUUGAUGCUCGAGUCAGAGAGGACCGAGGUUCCAGAGUUUGGCCUCAAACUUGGUUUCUGCGGUUUGCUGCAUGUUCUUCAGUGUUACUCAGUAGAAGUUUCUUGCUGUGGUUGCUAUGGGAAGUUGUACGAUGAUAAGGUUCUUUUUAUUUAUCAAAGAAGUCUUGGGUUGUGCUGUUUUGUGGUUGCAGAUGUUCCAUCCUCAAUUGGUGUCCGCAGCCCGUUCGUCACAUAUUUGCUUGAAAUGUCUGAUGUUGUCUCCCUCGUUGACCAAAGGCCAAAGUCAUCAGAUCAGUCUGCUCACUCUGGCCUAUAUGGUUGAUGGAGGGUUCUCAAACUACCUUCUGCACUUUCACGUUACUUUUAUUUUUUAUUUUGGUUUUUGUCAUCCCCAGUGUGGUGUUUACAUCAGUUUCUCCUGAUUCAUUGCAUCAGCAUAAUUUGUUCUUGAGAUAGUGUAUGGCUGCACUGAUUUGUGGUUGGCCUGGGAUGAUUCUUUUGGACUUUGAUCGAAUGGUCGUCUCCAGUUUCAAGCACGUCUUCCUGUAAAUGUAUGUGAAGUUUAAUUUCAAUGAAUAGUGACACUGUUUACCUGGAUCAA